Molecule: messenger RNA, 444 nt
Organism: Seminavis robusta
Lineage: Eukaryota; Bacillariophyta; Bacillariophyceae; Naviculales; Naviculaceae
Source: the annotation of a GenBank genome assembly
AUGGCAGACGCCGUCAACAAGGACACCGGCAAGCUGCUUACCUUCACUGUCAAUGAAGACUUGUCGAGUUUCACCGUUUGCUUCCAAGAUCAUGAAGAAGAGGACGCAGUGGAGGCCACCCAAGUUCUUCCAACCAUUACUGUUGCCGAGCCUCUCGCUUCCGCGGUCGCUUCCACAGAAGCUGGCGUCGCCACAGCAGACUUAUCGUCGGAAUAUUCGGAGGAAGACGACAACAAGGAAGAAGAAGAUGAUGAGUUUGAUAUUGGCAUGGAACAGGAAUUGGACUUUCUUACCAACGGCUUGGACACUAGUGUCAACAUUCUGGACACCACUGACUCGAGUUCUGAUUACGAUGAAGUUGGUGGCUUUUCCCAAGAGCAAUUCUUCACUCCCAUCAAGAAGACUGCCAGAAGAAGUCCACCAACAAGACGCCCACUGCUUUGA